AUGGCAACCUGCCAAGCGAUAUGGAUGUGUUGCCUUCUUGCAGAGAUAACCAGACAACAAGUAGCCCCUACAACUUUACAUGUUGAUAACAAGUCAAUGUUGGAUCUCAUGAAAAAUUAUGUGUUUCACGGACUAAGAAAAUACACCGAUGCUCUAUUUCACUUUAUUAAGGAGUGUGUAGAGAAUGCAGAAGUAAGAGUGACUGAUGCUUACAACAAAGAACAAAGAUCUGACAUACUCACAAAAACAAUGGCACAAGUGAAGCAUAAAGAAAUGCGGGAGCUGAUUGGAAUCGAACAGGCACCAAACUCUGGAGUAGGGGGAGAAUAUUGUCACAAUCCAGAUUUGGUGUCUACAAGAUUGAAUAAAUCCAAGCCAUGUUGGCUAGUGGUCCCCUAUUUUCAUGCUUGUAGGUAG
Molecule: messenger RNA, 417 nt
Organism: Lactuca sativa (garden lettuce)
Lineage: Eukaryota; Viridiplantae; Streptophyta; Magnoliopsida; Asterales; Asteraceae
Source: RefSeq, a predicted model, not a curated record